CGUGGACACACGGAGGCGGGACUUGAGCGGUUAGCCGCAGCACGCACAGAAUGAGCUAGAAGAUGUUCAGUGCAGCGACAUUAUAACUGCUCCUCGAAGACGUGAUUCUGUCCAAAGGAUUUGGAAGCUGCUCACCGCCUAAACGCAGUCUUACAAAGACGGGAUGUGCUGGUCGUGGCCGCUCGUGUCUGCGCUGGUGCUCUGCUCGCUCCUGUCUGUGGGGACGGUGAGGACGGCGCCCUGUCACACCUGCCGCAGACUCACAGACAGCUUCAUCAAGGGUUUGGAGCGAACAGCCAAUAAGAACUUCGGAGGAGGGAACACAGCUUGGGAAGAGGAGAAACUGGCAAAAUAUGCACGCAGUGAGACGCGUCUGUUAGAGAUCGUAGAGGCUGCGUGUGACAAGUCUGACUUUGACUGCAACAGACUGUUGGAGCAGAUAGAGGACCAGGUGGAGACAUGGUGGUUUCACAGACAGCAGGAAGCUCCAGACCUGUUCCAGUGGCUGUGCAUUGAGGAGCUCAGACUGUGCUGCCCACCUGGACACUACGGGCCUGAAUGCACAGAGUGUCCGUCAGGUCCCGGUGGAGUGUGUGGAGGUCUGGGCCGCUGCGAGGGCGAGGGCACACGUCUGGGAGACGGAGACUGUGUUUGUGACCCGGGAUACUCAGGCGUUCUGUGUCAGGACUGUGCUGACGGAUACUACAGAGAAAAGAGCUCCAAUCACACACAGCCGCCCUGCUCAGCUUGCCAUCACUCCUGUAAAAAGUGCACAGGACCACAAGACAACAAGUGUCUGGACUGUAAGCCUGGAUGGAUGCUUCACAGCAACAAGUGUGUCGAUGUGGAUGAAUGCGGCACUGAAUUGGCUCACUGUCCAUCCAACACGUACUGCUUCAACACCGACGGCUCUUAUGAGUGCAGAGGCUGUGAUCAGGCGUGCGUGGGCUGUAUGGGAAGCGGACCUGCUCGCUGUAAGAAAUGUGCUCGAGGGUUCAGACUCACUGGAGCAAAGUGUCUAGACAUCGACGAGUGUUCGGAGAGAGCCAUCACAUGCCCUGGACUCAAUGAAGCUUGCAUUAAUGAGGAGGGAUCGUUCCGGUGCGAGUGUGCCGAGGGCUUCAUUCGACGGGACAGCAUCUGUGUGGAGAAUCUGCCCCCGACGGGGCCAGAGAAGGGCUUGUUUGAUGACAUGACGGAUGACGAGGUGCUCGUGCUGCAGCAGAUGUUCUUCGGCGUGGUGAUCUGCGCUCUCGCUACUCUAGCAGCCAAAGGAGACAUGGUCUUCACGGCCAUCUUCAUCGGAGGAGUGGCUGCCAUGGCAGGAUACUGGCUGUCGGAGAAGGGCGACCGCGUGCUGGACGGCUUUCUUAAGGGACGCUGAUGGACAGGGUGAUGCUCUGGGAAUGCAUGUCAAUCAGGGACGUUUAGCACCGGGCCGGAGUGGCACUAGCACUGCUGCUGAUUAAAGCUCUGUGGAUGAUGAUGAUGAUGAAGCUCAUUGAUAACACUGUGUUUCAACAGUUCAGCUGCUGCUGUAUUUAUGAGACUCCGCACGGUUAGUAAUGGAUAUGUCUGUCCAAACCAAGAGACGUACUGUAUGCAACUCAUUCAGGUAGAGGAACCGAACACGCUGCCAUUCCCACUACAUUAUUGUCAUUUACACCCAUUUAUACAUGGAGACUGUGCUUCUUUUAAAAAUCCGUCCCGAUGCAUAAAACCAUUUAUUUGAAAGAUUUCUGAAGUGACACAAGAAAUCUAGUUUGAUACGCUGCCAAAUGCAUGAAUGCAGCACCGUCACAGAAGAUGUCCAGUGUGUUCGCUCUCAAACCGGGAUGUGUGUGUGUGUGUGUGUGUGUGUGUGUGUGAGAGAGAUAAAGUAGUGUCUUCAACAUCAAAGGCAAAACACAGGGCUCCCACACCUUUUGAUCAAUGAAUUUCCAUUAACACUGGAUAAGGUUUUUAAUCUAUUUCUUGAUUUAGAUCAGUUUGUGUUUGUCACAAACAAGUCCUCACUGUGGAUUUCACUCAAUGCAAUAUCUGCAGAGCACAACUAGAAAAUGUGAGAUUUUACUUGUAGGUUUUUGUUAAAUAUCAAGACCAGGAAAACACUGAAACCAUCAUUUUAAAGCUGUGGAAGCCUGUUUUAAAUAUGCAGCUGGUAGAGUACAGUGAUGAAUGUGAUUCUCUGUUCAGCUGAGAGUACUGUACCUGCAGAUUCAGCACAUGUGGCCUUCCAGUCAUCUCCUUGACAGAUGCUUUUAGUUUCGGCACUUCAUCAUAUCGUAUCUGCAUGCUUUAACUUCUGCUUUAGAUGAAAAUGCAGAAAUGUUUCAUCUUGUUUGUCAUAUUUAUUUUCUGUCUAAUGUGAAUCUGCCCUACAGCUGAGAUGUGGGCAUGACUUCUGCCAGCCUUAAUGUGAAGUGUGUUUGGAGUUGUUUUAUCACUUGUUGUAAGGUUAGGGUGGAAGACAUUUAUCUAAUUAAAAACCUAUUGAACUGA
Cyprinus carpio (common carp) is the source of this 2502-nucleotide messenger RNA. RefSeq names its product CRELD disulfide isomerase 1b (gene creld1b). Gene Ontology annotation, molecular function: calcium ion binding. The record is from RefSeq and is a predicted model, not a curated record. NCBI's taxonomy places the organism in Eukaryota, Metazoa, Chordata, Actinopteri, Cypriniformes, Cyprinidae.